CUGCCUCUGAUACUUUGUAUCACUCCCGGAAAGUUACUAGUUUGCUGAGAGUCAGCGAGAGAGCAGCAGCCGGAGCCGGGCGGAGGAUCUCACACACCGGGGCCAGACACCGACACCACCGGCAGCAUACACUCAGGAGCUGACACUCGGACACGAUGGCAAGUGGAGGCUGUAUGAAAGUGACCAAAUAUUUCCUGUUCCUCUUCAACCUCCUGUUUUUUAUCCUUGGCGCGGUGAUCCUUGGCUUCGGAAUAUGGAUCCUCGUGGACAAGACCAGUUUCAUCUCUGUGUUACAGGACUCCUCUUCAUCGCUGAAAACCGGCUCCUACAUCCUGAUCGCAGUGGGCGGGUUCACAAUGGUGAUGGGUUUCCUGGGCUGCGUGGGAGCCGUGAAUGAGGUCCGCUGCCUUCUGGGCCUGUAUUUCACGUUUCUGCUGCUGAUCCUGAUACUGCAGAUUGUUGCUGGAGUCCUGAUUUACUUCCAGAAGAAUACGCUGAAAAGUGAGGUAUCGUCCGUAAUACAUAAACUGAUUGUGGAUUACAACCCAAGUGACACCCCGAAGAGUGCGGAGAGUACGUGGGAUUAUAUCCAGUAUAAUCUGAAGUGCUGUGGUUGGAUCAGUUACCAGAAUUGGACAGAAAACCCAAACGUUGGAAACCACACUGAUUACUUUCCAUGCUCCUGUGUCGCUAAUAAUACCCGCGCUGAGUCUGGCUUCUGCAAUACCACCGUCUCUGCUCUCUACCCAGCGGGCUGCGAGGCGCAGGUGGAGGGAUGGCUGCAGGACAAUCUCGCCAUUAUCUUGGGCGUGUGCGUGGGCGUGGCUGUGAUUGAGUUAAUAGGUCUGAUUCUAUCCAUAUGUCUCUGCCGAAACAUCCAAAAUGAGGAUUAUACCAAGGUGCCAAAAUACUGAUGUGUUCCCGCGUCCCCUACACUGCGCUGGAUUACCCCACCCGACGGAAGAUGCGAGGGGGCAAGGACACCGGCCCUACCAUCAUUCCAGCCCCCGAACACACCGCCAUGUAUAUCUACCCCCCUGUGUACAGAUCACAAAGAGAAGGCGAUGUCGCCGUCAUCCCACCGCUUGGACCAUAGAAGGGAAUUGCUGAACGUCGUAUAUAGUGUAGAAUUUGUGUAUAUUGAUGAUUAGUGCUGGAAGCGGCACCCUGCGAUUCUCCAGCCGCUGCGGUUCUCCAGCCUCCGUCACGUGGACGCUUUGCAGCCGCUGGAGAGAGGCGGGGUUACCCCAGGCCGCUCCCUGGACAUACAUUCUGUGUAUAGUAAUAUGGAGCAGAGUUAUCUGAUAGAACCUUUUAUUUCUGUAUAAAAAUAGUUGUAAAUAAAAGUGCUGAGCUUGUCUGA
Messenger RNA from Pseudophryne corroboree (corroboree frog), 1363 nucleotides. It is a transcript of the gene CD82, whose product is annotated as CD82 molecule. The record is from RefSeq and is a predicted model, not a curated record. The coding region runs from base 156 to 914 and encodes 252 amino acids. Lineage: Eukaryota; Metazoa; Chordata; Amphibia; Anura; Myobatrachidae. The transcript has 9 exons. Gene Ontology annotation, cellular component: plasma membrane.